Messenger RNA from Conger conger (European conger), 1151 nucleotides. It is a transcript of the gene bola3, whose product is annotated as bolA family member 3. The record is from RefSeq and is a predicted model, not a curated record. The transcript is spliced from 4 exons. Lineage: Eukaryota; Metazoa; Chordata; Actinopteri; Anguilliformes; Congridae. Bases 124 to 444 code for a protein of 106 amino acids.
CUUGUGAGACAAGCAAGGGAUAGGGCAUGACUUUUAAAUGGAUCUUACAAAACAUUGACAUUUGUGUUCGUUAGUUUUAUUUAUCUCGAUUUAAAUAUUAAUUGCGCCACCACCUCAAAAAUCAUGAUGAAGGCACUUUCCAGAUUUCUUCUCGGAAAUGAUUCUAUUUUAGUAACCAAGUACGUCCAGAGAUUUCUGUCAUCCGUAACCGAUGGAGAAGUCAGAAUCACACGCAUCUUAAAAGAAAGGUUCCCACAAGCAACGUCUGUUAAAGUCGUGGAUAUUUCUGGUGGCUGCGGAGCCAUGUAUGAAGUCCACAUAGAAUCAGAGGAAUUCAAAGGAAAACGAACAGUGCAGCAACACCAACUAGUCAACCAGGCACUUAAAGAGGAGAUACAGGGGAUGCACGGAUUAAGAAUAUUCACAGAUAUUCCCAAAAAGUAGAAAAAGGAGCUAUUUGAGAGAGAGAGAGUGAGAGAAGGAACUCUUGUUUUGACCAAUGGAGCUCUGACUGGAUUAAGUAAAAAGCGAAACCCAAAGUACCUCUUUUGAGUAGAAAAUGUGUUCAUAUUAGAACUGGGCUUGGAUCUCCAAAGUUGUUGGAUCAGUGACAAAUGAAGCACUUCAGUGAUGUUGUACGUCGCUCUGGAUAAGAGCGUCUACCAAAUGCCAAUAAUGUAAUGAAAUCAGCAACCGACAGGUGCCCUAUCAGGACAUUGUACAUAAUGCAUGUAUUAUAACAAGUAAGACAUGAAAUGAAACUGAAUGUGCAAUCAAAAUGUAGCAUUUCAUCAUUGAUGUGUAACAUCACAACUUGACAGACAUUUCCACAAAUGUGACCAAUAACAUCUAUGUUUGUACUGUUCUUCCAUAUUCAAAGUUGUUAAACUAAAACUGGGUUAAACAUGUUAUUGUUUUACUAACCAUAUGUUUUUUUGUUUGUUUAGUUUUUUAUGAAACCAGGUGUUAUUUUCUGUUCUGUUUAACCAAAAAAGACAUGUUCUUUUUUCCAACUCAGACUGUUCACCUAUAAAUGCCUUCUUACAGAUUCUGUCAACAGUGCCAAAAUACAACCAAGAAUGUCACACUGUUACUUCUAAAUUUCAAUAAAAUUACUGUUAAACUAUGCACCGCAUAGUUUAGGCUUGAAA